Spizellomyces punctatus DAOM BR117 is the source of this 771-nucleotide messenger RNA. RefSeq lists its product as uncharacterized. The transcript has a single exon. Lineage: Eukaryota; Fungi; Chytridiomycota; Chytridiomycetes; Spizellomycetales; Spizellomycetaceae. The record is from RefSeq and is a predicted model, not a curated record. The coding region runs from base 24 to 629 and encodes 201 amino acids.
AGAUUUCGGCAGCACACAUUAUUAUGGCUUCCAGACCACCUGCAUGGCGAGCUACUUACCACCUCCCUCGUAACUCCGUUACCAUACGUCGCCUACCCCUCCUAACCCCGUUCCGCCCUUUACACCGCACAACCACUUCAAAACCCGCUCAUAAAAGUCCUGGUCAAAAAAUUGAAAUUCGGUACACAGACCCCAAAGCCGUAACCCACCUGCUCCGCACCAACCCCGACUACAGAGCCGCAUUCCUUUCCGUUGUGGCUUCUAUACCUGAACUGAACCGAGCGUACAAAGAUUUGGAGGAGUACUUGAGGGCGAAGGGAUAUGCAGAUGCCAAAGACCCGCUGAAAAUGCCAGACUCGGAGACGAGGGCUCGUAUGCAGACAGAUCAGGUGUUAGUCGAAAAGAGUCUGUUAGUGCAGAAAUUGUUGAAAAUACAUGGGGUUGUUCGAACAGUGGCCGAGGCUGAGAAUUCUGCAAAGCCAGGGCGGUCGGUCCAAUUGGUGGAUGGGGUCGUGCCUAGCUCAAAGUUGGGAAUGGAACCCUUACAGACGGAUGAGUUGUCACCGCCUUUGCGGUGGUUCAAGUCGUUGUUUAUGACAGGGGCCAAGGAGGGGAGUAGGAGCAAUUGAGCAAAGCCAUGGCUGUGGUUAGAUUCCUUGAGGUACUUGUACUUGUGUGUGAGAGCAUCUCGGAGCAUCAUGGACUUUGCUGAUAAUGUCGUGCAUGAACGCACUAUGUUUCUAAUAUAUAUUUUGAUUAUUGUCCUGCCCC